Molecule: messenger RNA, 747 nt
Organism: Penicillium manginii
Lineage: Eukaryota; Fungi; Ascomycota; Eurotiomycetes; Eurotiales; Aspergillaceae
Exons: 4
Coding region: 1-747 (248 amino acids)
Source: RefSeq, a predicted model, not a curated record
AUGGCAGUCGACCCUGCGAUUCUUGCUGUCUUCGGGGCCGGCGUGGACCUUGCUGAAAGUCAUGUUUCUGUGAAUAAUGGAGCUGUCAUUGCAAUGCUCUGUUUAUCUACGGUCGCUGUUAUUCUACGAUUUGUAGCUCGAGUAACCCUUCGGAAUGCGCUCAUGGCUGAUGACUGGGCAAUCAUAAUAGCAUUGGCUUGCAUAGGUGCCACGACGGGUAUCAGUGUUGCAGGUGAGAGUGCAAUUACCUACAAUAUGGUUGCUCAUUUACUAAAAUGUUGGGGUCUAGGGAGUGGUACCGGUUCGGGACGACAUAUCUGGGCUGUCAGCUUGGAUGAAUUGAUGGAAUUAUACAAACUUCUUUUCUCGUAUACCUUCCUCUAUGCAUCCUCGUGCACUUGGACCAGAAUAUCGAUUCUCUUCUUCUACAAACGCGUCUUUUCGCCUCUGGAGAUGUACUUGAAAGUGGCAUUAGCGAUUGCUGGAUUUCUCACAAUCUCAUAUCCGAUCGUCAUCUGGGUCACUAUGAGCACGGCCUGUAAGCCCGCGUCUCAUUUCUGGACACAGUUCAGCGGCACGGAGGGGAAGUGUAUCGAAGUGAACAAGUUUUUCCUUGCCCUGGGGAUUAUAAAUAUGAUGAAUGAUAUUAUCAUCUUGGUAAUUCCAUUUCCUCGAAUAAUUCGACUGCAGAUGAGUGUAAGGAAAAAGAUUGCAAUUUGUGCAAUUAUGGCUGUCGGGAUCUUGUGA